Humulus lupulus (European hop) is the source of this 1109-nucleotide messenger RNA. RefSeq names its product accelerated cell death 11. Bases 278 to 886 code for a protein of 202 amino acids. Gene Ontology annotation, cellular component: membrane; cytoplasm; cytosol. NCBI's taxonomy places the organism in Eukaryota, Viridiplantae, Streptophyta, Magnoliopsida, Rosales, Cannabaceae. The transcript is spliced from 4 exons. Gene Ontology annotation, biological process: intermembrane lipid transfer; ceramide transport. The record is from RefSeq and is a predicted model, not a curated record. Gene Ontology annotation, molecular function: ceramide 1-phosphate binding; ceramide 1-phosphate transfer activity.
AUAAGAAGUAUCUUAUAUAUAUCCACCGGUCUUAUAUUUUUUCCCAUCGUUAUGUUGCAUAUAUUUAUAGUUAUACUCACCACCCAUAUACUAGAUCCGGAUAGAGUAGUCCGUGGACAAGCUAAUACAAAGCGAGAGUAGAUAUACCCGAGAACCAAACAGUUCCAAUUACCGCGUUAAGAAACGAAUAAUAUCCCAUAAUAAUACGAUCCUAGAGAGAGUGAUAGUAUAUAAAUAAAAAGAGGGAGAAGAGAUAGCUAGCUUCUCUGGUUCAUCAAUGGCAGAAGAAAAGCAGCUGACGAAGAUAGAAGAGGCGUUCAACGAUCUCGCCGCAACGUUGAAAUCCGGAGCCGUGGAUGUGGAAGUUGCACCCUUCUCUCGAGCGUGCUCUUUUGUCUCUCCGCUCUUCGGGUGCUUAGGUAUGGCUUUCAAGUUCGCCGAGAUGGACUACGUCAACAAGGUGAAUGAUCUCGCGGCGGCGUCGAAGUCGAAUGUGACUUUACCGGCUUUGAUCGAUCGUGAUAUUGAAGCGAAUUGCGUAAGGAAUGCCGGCAGUCAUACCAGGAAUUUGUUGAGAGUGAAGCGUGGUCUUCACAUGGUCAAGGAACUUUUCGAGCGAAUUCUUGCUUCAGAAAGCAAUUCUCUUAAGGAUCCUGCUUCCAAGGCAUAUGCAAAGGUAUUUGCUCCCCACCACGGUUGGGCUAUAAGACAAGCUGUUGCUGCAGGGAUGUAUUGCCUACCUACUAGAGAGCAACUGAUGAAGAAACUUAAUGAAGAUCAUGCCUCAGCAAAGAUUAAAAUGCAAAACUACAUUACUGCGUCUGACCAUGUAAUUCUGUACAUCGAGAAACUUUUCAAUUCAAGAAACUUGGGUUUGGAUUGGUAAAAUGUGGAUUCUGUUUAAAAUUAUUAUUAUUAUUAUUAGUGUUAUGCCACUGAAAUAAAAAAACUCUAUUGGCAAUUGAAAUUCCCCAUAAGUUUAUAUAUUUCGGCAAAAUAUUGUAUAUUCUGAUAAGUAGUGCUGCUGAUGCGAUGGGAGUUGGAAUUUUGAUGAUGCCAUACCUCGUUGCUGAAUAUCUUAUUUUAAUAACUUUGGAGUUUCAUUAUCA